GUCUCCCUUCUCUAGUGCAUUGUGGGAAUUCAAUACUAGAAAACAUAAUAAUGGACAUAAAUAUUGUUGUAGCUAAAUAAUCAUUACUGGGCCCAUCAUGUAAACACAGACCAUGCACAACGCCUUCAAGAUGGCCACCAAGAGUUGCAUUCCUAACAAGUUUCGUGGUGAUAACUCUGACGAGGAAGUCAACCAAGAAGUGCCACAAAACUACAGCGGGGUUUACAACACUGCUGGUACACUUGGCAGCAUCCAAAAACAGCCUGUUCAGAGAAGUACUUCUCGACCCUCAGGGGAGCCUGCAUGGAAGAUCCCUCGAAACCCUCCCCCACCCCCUGAACCCCUUCCAACACUAGAGGCUAGUAAGGAUUACAACUGGCAAGCUGGCAUGUCUAACAUCAGAGAAAAAAAUGCAGUGAUGUAUAACAAUCCUCUGAUGGCUGAUGUUAAUUUUACCGUUGGGAGUGUAAACAACAAACAGCACAUUCCUGCACAUCAGUAUGUGUUGGCCACCGGUAGCUCUGUGUUCUACGCCAUGUUUUACGGGGGAUUAGCUGACAAACAAGAUGACAUUGUGUUGCCUGAUGUGGAGCCAACAGCUUUUCAAAACUUAUUGCGAUACUUAUACUGCGACGAGAUACAGCUGGCAGCAGAUAAUGUUCUCUCCACCCUCUAUGUGGCAAAGAAGUACAUUGUUCCAUACUUAGCGAGGGCCUGCGUACAGUUUCUUGAGACUAGUCUCAGUGCUAGGAAUGCCUGUGUUCUUCUGUGCCAGGGACGCUUAUUUGAGGAAGAAGAGCUAAUGCAACAGUGUUGGGAAGUCAUAGAUGCCCAGGCAGAGGAGGCCUUGGCGUCAGACGGAUUUGUGGACAUUGACUUCAGCACUUUGGAGAGUGUGCUGCUUCGAGAGACAUUAAAUGCUAGGGAAGUCACUGUGUUUAAUGCUGCGUGUAGGUGGGCAGAUGGCGAGUGCAGGCGGAGGGAUAUUGAGUCAACGGCUGAGAACAAACGGCAAGUGCUCGGAGAGGCUUUCUAUUUGAUAAGAAUUCCUUCAAUGUCUCUUGAGGAAUUUGCCAAUGGGCCUGCCCAGUCUGGUAUGCUUACUCCAGUAGAGACCACAGAUAUAUUCCUCUUCUUCACAGCCAAUAAUAAGCCUGAUUUACCAUUCAAGCGUAAGGCGAGGUCUGGUUUAAUGCCACAUAAGUGCCACAGGUUUCAAUCCUCUGCAUACAGAAGCAACCAGUGGCGCUAUCGUGGACGUUGCGACAGCAUUCAGUUCGCUGCUGAUCGGCGAGUCUUCAUAGCAGGCUUUGGUCUGUAUGGCUCUAGCAAUGGAGCAAUGGAAUACCAAGUGAAGGUUGAACUUAAGAAAGAAGGUCAGGUCCUUGGACGAGCCAUCUCUAGGUUUUUCUCCGAUGGUUCCAGCAACACAUUUCCAGUUCUAUUUGACAACCCUAUACAGCUAGAUCCUGAUAUCUUCUACACAGCCAGUGCGGUGCUUGACGGUCCCGAACUAAGCUAUUUUGGGCAAGAAGGUUUGGCCGAGAUACAGUGUGGAAAUGUCACAUUCCAGUUUCAGUGUUCCGCCGACAGUACCAAUGGUACAGGGGUACAAGGUGGACAAAUACCUGAAAUCAUCUACUAUUGCUAGGAAGAACACAGUUGUUCUAUUUUAGAAGUUUAUAAAUCUCGUCCCUCUCUAGAUUAUUUUAAUUUUGGUUAAAUCAAUGUAGGAAUACUCUUUAAGUUACAUUUUUUACAAAUGAUUUUCAUAUUUCAGAUCAAAUUAUCGCUUCUCGUUUAUAAAACUAAUCAUCAAUCAAUUAUUGUAUGCCAAAGUCUUAAAACUUUUUUUUAAUAUUUGUCAAUGAUGUUAGAUGUCCAUUUGUUUCAAAAACAUGAACCAAUAUGUGCUGGCUUUUCGUUGUAAUGAAAUGAUCUGAAACUUGUUAUUUCAUUUACAUGUAUGUUUCUUUUGUAGCCUUAAUUUACCUACCUAAAGUUUUGUUAUAACGAAUAUUCAGUGCUCCAGGCAGGAUAUAAAAAGGGCAGGGUGCUAGGUCAGAAAGGGUACAUUUGAUGGCAUUGAAUGAGCAUUAAUUGGGCACUUACAAGGAUCAAUUCAUAUUGUGUUGUAACUAAUUUCAAUACUUGUAUAGUUUGUUAUGAAUACCAUAGCUGUUAUAUUAACUUAAGUGUCAAACUUAACGAUAUUUAUCAUUUUAAUACUUAUUUCUAAAAAUUGGCUUGACCAGAUGUCCAAUAAAUAUCAAAUAUAGUUAAAAACGAUCAAAUGCAGCUCUGUCAUUUAAAAGGGCACAGCGGAAUAUUAAUAAACUUAAAGGCAACAGGGUGUCAGAAAAGGGGCAACUGGGCACUACCCCCUGCUAGAGCACUGUAGUAUGUUUAUUUACAAUGUUCAUGAGGAUCUUGAAUUGUAUGUAAACUAAUGCUGUCAUUGACACUAAAUACUUUGUUGUCUAUGUAUUAGAUUACGAAUAUACAUGUAUAAGGAGCUAUACGAUAGCUAAUGUCAUGCUAUGUUAUUUUAAUGUUGUAUAUAAUUAUACGUGUUAUAAUGUAUAUGUUUCUACUUUGAAAAUAUACAGCACGAUAUAUUUAAAUCACAUGUAUAAGGAGCUAUACAAUAGUUAAUGUCAUGCUAUUUAAUUUCCAUGUUGUAUAUAAUCGUACAUGUAAUAAUGUAUAUGUCUCUACUUUGAAAUAUACUGCACAAUAUAUUUAAAUAUAAAAUCCUGUGUUCAUACAUGUAUCAAGUUUAUGAAAUAAACUUUGCUAUUACCAA
Mya arenaria is the source of this 2806-nucleotide messenger RNA. RefSeq names its product BTB/POZ domain-containing protein 6-B-like. Lineage: Eukaryota; Metazoa; Mollusca; Bivalvia; Myida; Myidae. Gene Ontology annotation, cellular component: cytosol. Gene Ontology annotation, biological process: neurogenesis. The record is from RefSeq and is a predicted model, not a curated record. Gene Ontology annotation, molecular function: protein binding. The transcript is spliced from 3 exons. Bases 113 to 1651 code for a protein of 512 amino acids.